GCAGACGGCGAGGCCGAGCGGGAAGGGCCCCGGACACCGGGGUCAGGACCCUGGACUCGGGGAUCGGAUCCUAGGCCAGGAGGCAGCCCUCCCCGCGGCUGUCUUGCUCCGUAAGGAACGGGGCCGGGCUCCUUCCUGCGCCUUGGCCCGGACCGCUGGGAGGCUGGCCCGCCUGGCCCCCAUGCACUCCCCGUGGUGGGCUCCUCUCCCCAGCUGCCCGCCCGUCGCCAUGCCGCCCCUGUGGUCCCUGCUGCCCCCGCGCCUAUGUCGCCGGUGGCCCCGCAGCCCUCCCUGCCGGCUCCUCGGAGCGGCCGCCGCGCAGCGAUCCAGCCCCAGGAAUUACUAUGAACUGUUGGGGGUGCAUCCUGGUGCCAGCGCUGCAGAAGUGAAACGCGCCUUCUUCGCCAAGUCCAAAGAGCUGCACCCGGAUAGAGACCCUGGAAACCCAGCGCUGCACAGCCGCUUUGUGGAGCUGAGUGAGGCGUACCAGGUGCUCAGCCGUGAGCAGAGCCGCCGCAGCUAUGACCACCAGCUCCGCUCAGCUAGCCCCCCAAAGUCUGCAGGGACCACAGCCCACGCCAAUCCUGCCCGCCAGACACACAGCAGCUCCUGGGAACCCCCCAAUGCGCAGUACUGGGCCCAGUUUCACGGUGUGAGGCCGCAGGGGCCGGGGGCCAGGCAGCAGCAGCACCAGCACAACCAGCGGGUCCUGGGGUACUGCCUCCUGCUCAUGCUGGCUGGCAUGGGCCUGCACUACGCCGCCUUCAGGAAGCUGGAGCAGGUGCACCGUGGCUUCAUGGAUGAAAAGGACCGGAUCAUCACGGCCAUCUACAACGACACCCGGGCCAGGGCCAGGGCAAACAGGGCGAGGCUCCAGCAGGAGCGACUACAGAGGCAGCAGCCAGCGCCCCCCGGAUCUCCCCGGGACCCCAGGAUCGUGCCGGGGGCCCCCAACCCUUGAGGGGCUCACCUGGAUGGGGCCUGCAGUGUGCUCCCAGGGCUCCGCGCUCCCCACAACGCGUGCAAUAAAGUGAUUCUCAGAGCUGAAGUCCAGCCCACUCCUUCGCGUCCAGC
Lepus europaeus (European hare) is the source of this 1074-nucleotide messenger RNA. It is a transcript of the gene DNAJC4, whose product is annotated as DnaJ heat shock protein family (Hsp40) member C4. The transcript has 6 exons. Bases 182 to 961 code for a protein of 259 amino acids. The record is from RefSeq and is a predicted model, not a curated record. NCBI's taxonomy places the organism in Eukaryota, Metazoa, Chordata, Mammalia, Lagomorpha, Leporidae.